AUGGAUGCAAAAGUUGGUUUAGAAAAUGAAGGGCUUGAACACAUCAUGGGUGUUCACAGCAUUGGGAAUACAAAUGUAAGUGGUGAAUUACUAGACAUGACCGCUGAAUAUGACCUAGUUAUUGGAGGCAGGCCAGGAUCGACACUGCCCGGGAAUUUCAGUAGUUUGGCCUUGGAAAAAGCAAAAGUGCUCACUGUGAAAGAGAAAAAACAUGAAUUUAAGUUACCUGAAGUUCCAAACAUAUUCAUCAAGGAAAAGCAGUCAGGACCUACUGAAUGUUGCCGACUGCGGGCCCGAGCACCGUUAAAAGAUUGUGCAGCACGACGGCGCUGGGCAGCAAGAACUCAGUUCGAGGAGCACGCACAGCGAAGCAAUUGCCCUGCACAACUCCAGUUCAUACAGCACAGUGAUAGUGCUGCUGUGGAUCCUGAGCUGAACUCGUGGAACAUGGUCAAUGGGUUAAAAUACCAUGUGUGAAGAAUAUUUGUACUUGUCUGACAGGGUGAGCACCGCAACACCUAUUCUACAGAAGACAGAUAAUUCUUGUCUGUUCAAUUCCAAAGAGCUGCGACUAUUUUGUUACUGACAGUGUACUGUGAAACAAUAACUUUCCCAGCUUAAGUUAGCAAUUGAUGGCACAUCACAAU
This is a messenger RNA of Schistocerca piceifrons (Central American locust), 647 nucleotides long. RefSeq lists its product as uncharacterized. NCBI's taxonomy places the organism in Eukaryota, Metazoa, Arthropoda, Insecta, Orthoptera, Acrididae. The transcript has 4 exons. The coding region runs from base 1 to 477 and encodes 158 amino acids. The record is from RefSeq and is a predicted model, not a curated record.